UGUUGCUCUAUCAAGAGGAGACACGCACAGAGGUAUUGUUUGCUUUGCUUUUUUUUAGUUCUGGGCUGGCCUUCCUCUUGAUCUCAACAAAGCAAUAGCGACCAUGAAGUCCUAUCAGAAGCUGACAACAGACGUGUCUCAGAUCACCGAGGCGGGGGAGGAUGGUGCUGAUGGAAAACCAUUGUGCCAUCAGAAGUUGUCGGCUUGGUGGCUAGGUGGGGGCCUCUUGAUGGUAGCCACCCUCCUAAGUGGGGUGACCGUUUGGGUUCUCGGGCAGAUUUGGUGGGAUCAGCAUGGGGUUCCCCUCUGGUCAAAAUGUACCUCUGUGCCAGAGAACCAUCGCUUUGACUGUUACCCGGAGAGAAGUGUAAUUGUGACGCGAGAACUUUGUGAGAGUCGGGGGUGCUGUUUUGUUGAUGGCAAGAGGCCCCUCGAUAGAAUAAACGGAGUUCCAUGGUGCUUUUAUCCCCCUGAUUUUGCCAGCUACACCUUGGGGAGCACGAAUGAGACUGACCUGGGGCUGGUGGGUUUUCUAACCAGAGAAAGAAAGACUUAUUAUCCAAAAGAUAUUGAGAAGCUGCAACUCAGUGUGGAGUUUGAAACAGACUCUCGGUUGCACGUCAAGAUUGCUGAUGCCAUCAACCCUCGAUAUGAGGUGCCUCUUGAUGUUCCUCAAGCCACAAAGAGAGCAGAGAACCCUCUCUAUUCCGUUGAGUUCUGCAAGGAGCCUUUUGGCUUGAUAGUCAAGCGAAGAGUUUCAGGGACAGUUCUGUUGAACACCACAGUGGCUCCCCUGUUUUUUGCGGAUCAGUUUCUCCAGAUUUCCACUGUCCUCCCUUCUACGUUUCUUUACGGGUUGGGGGAACAUCAGAGCGACCUCCUACAUAAUCUGGAGUGGAACAUGCUGCCUCUAUGGGCCCAAGACGUCCCUCCUUCAGAGUCCUACAAUCUCUAUGGCGUUCAUCCGUUCUAUCUUCUGAUGGAAAAAGAUGGAGCUGCCCACGGGGUUUUCCUCCUGAACAGCAACUUGAUGGAGGUGGCCCUUCAGCCUGCUCCUGCCCUCACAUGGAGGACCACUGGGGGAAUUUUAGAUUUUUACAUCUUUUUAGGACCAGACCCCAACUUGGUGGUCCAGCAGUACCAGCAAGUGAUUGGGUUUCCAGCCAUGCCCCCCUUUUGGGGACUGGGUUUCCAUCUCUGCCGUUGGGGAUACGGGACAAGCAAUGAGACCUGGGAGAUAGUCAAAGCUAUGCGGAAUUUUCAGAUCCCUCAGGAUGCCCAGUGGAAUGACAUUGAUUAUAUGAAUGGCUCUCGGGACUUCACCGUGGACUCUGAGAAGUUUGCCAGCCUUCCCCAGAUGGUAGAAGAUCUUCAUAAGCACGGACAAUCCUACGUGCUGAUCGUGGACCCCGGAAUCAGCAGCACUCAGCCUCCUGGCUCUUACUGGCCUUAUGAUGAAGGUCUGAAGCGCGCCGUGUUCAUCAAUAAUACCGAAGGGAAACCCCUGAUUGGAAUGGUCUGGCCUGGCUUCUCUGCUUAUCCUGACUUUACCAACCCAACUACUCAUCAGUGGUGGCUAGAAAAUCUGAAGCAUCUUCAUACUCACGUUCCUUUCGAUGGCGUUUGGAUCGACAUGAAUGAACCAUCCAACUUUAUUGAUGGCUCAACAGAAAGUUGCCCCCAAGGGGACCUAGACAACCCACCUUACAUUCCAGGGAUCCUGGGAGGUUCUCUUUCUGCCAGGACUAUUUGCGCUUCGGCCAAGCAGAGUCUCUCCGUGCAUUACAAUCUCCACAACCUCUAUGGUCUGAUGCAAGCCAAGGCCACCUCAAGGGCUCUUGUUGAAAUCCGAGGGAAGAGACCCUUUGUUAUUUCACGUUCCACAUUCCCAAGCCAGGGCAGGUAUUCAGGACACUGGCUGGGGGACAACCAGAGCGAAUGGAAGGAUAUGUUUUGGUCCAUUCCAGGCCUGCUGAGCUUCAGUCUCUUUGGAGUCCCCUUGGUUGGGGCUGACAUCUGUGGCUUCUUCAGCUCCACCACAGAAGAGCUCUGUGUUCGCUGGACGCAGCUCGGGGCUUUCUAUCCCUUUUCACGCAAUCACAACACUCUACUUGAGAAGGCUCAAGAUCCCACGGCCUUUAGCCCAGCAGCCCGGACUGCCAUGAAGGCCGCCCUGGAACUCCGUUACACCCUGCUGCCCCUGCUGUAUUCUCUCUUCCAUUGGGCUCAUCUGCAAGGGGACACUGUCGCCCGCCCUCUGUUUUUUGAGUUCCCAAAGGAUGAGACCACCUACACAUUGGACAAGCAGUUUCUUUGGGGCCGAGUCCUGUUGGUGACGCCCGUACUGGAACCUGGUGUGGACUCAGUGAUUGGCUACUUCCCCAAAGGUGUUUGGUACGAUUACUACACGGGCUCUUCGGUGAACAGCAGCGGGGAAAGCUUGAAAAUGGCAGCCCCUCUGAAUCACAUCAACGUCCAUCUGAGAGAGGGCACCAUCCUGCCGACACAGAAACCCAGAGGCAGCACUUGGCUGACACGCCGGAACCCUCUGACCCUGAUCGCAGCCUUAUCCCAGACUUCCAACGCCUGGGGAGACCUUUAUUGGGAUGACGGCGACAGCCUGGACACCUUUGAAAAGGGCGACUAUUCCUACCUGGUGUUCAACGUCACCCAGAACACUUUCAUCUCCACCAUCCUGCAUUCCAGUACCGAAGUCACCCACCUCACGGUAGAUAAACUCAGUGUCUACGGAGUCCGGGAAGAGCCGAAAACGGUCACCGUCAGUGGCAAAAACUGGCCCUUCACUUAUUUGACCAAUCAGGUACUCCAUGUGAGCAACCUGCAGCUUCCCCUCAGCCAGGGCUUCUCUAUACGAUGGCUGUGAGGCCAGGAGAAUUUCCUCUGCACCGGUUGCAUGACGAACACCGCCAGGAGGAGGUGAAGCUGCUGCCUGUGGGGAACCUCGGCCUGGGAUCCGCAUGAACCUCCGUGGCGGUGCCUCCUCGCAUCUUCUUGGGAAAGGCCCUCCUGCCUUCUUCUCUGCAGCUUCUGCUCCAUGCUUUUGGGCACAGACCUCUCGUCGUCUUCCGUGUUUUGCUCCGCCGCAUGUUGCCAAACAUCCCCCACUCCGCAAGUGGCGCUUUGCAGUUGUGCUGGAAAAGGGGAACGUUGAAUCAAAGUCACUGGAAAUGAGUUCCUGAUGAGUUGUUGGCAUUUUGGCCAGCCGCCUGGGAUUUACUGAGACUCCCUCCACUGUUGUGUGAACCUGGGCUGUGGGCACGCCGAGCAUCCUCAAUUCAGCCUCCGGAUUUCGCAGUUUAGUAUCCUUGGUUAUUAAGGCUAAUGGGGGAGGAAUUUCUCCAUCAAAGUCUGGAAGCGUAUCUGCCAGAUUGUUCUGAAUAAGAAGCGUCAGUGAUCUCUCCCAGUUCUAGCCCAGAGGGGGUGGUUGACUGUAUGAGCAGUCUUUUACAGAAAAUGUAGAACCUCUGAGCAGAAGAUUAAAUUCUGAUAGAGUCCAUUUCUGGUCCAGAGGCCCUGCUCUCUGCCAGUGAGGGAAACCAAGGUUUGUAGAUAGAGAGAGGAUUCAGAAAUGUGUAUACAUGUGUUCCACUCUCUCAUACUGGCCUAAGUCUCCAUUUCGAUGCUGGAAACAUCCUGAAUUUGAGUUUUCCUAUCCUCUUACUUCAGUAUCAAAAGAUUUUGAUAGCAUCGUUGGUAAAAUCCACAAUGGCGAAGGGUGGUAUUUCACCCUGUAACAGGCCUGCUUCAGUCCCGUAAAUUAACUCUUCUGAAGCACCUUGCACCAAGAACUGCGCCUAAACCCCCAGCCCUUAUUAUUAGCCAUCCUUGAAUAUCUCUACAGUUAGAUGGCCAGGUCAUGGAUGCCUUGGUUGCUUAACCAAGUUUGCAACCUUACCAAGGGUAAUUUGUCAAUAUUCUGUUGGAGGAACCUUUUGCUUUUAAAUCUUGAGAUUUAGAAGGGUUUGCUGCAGAAUCCUUGCCAAUGGGGCUGGUUUAAAUCUUCUGCCAGGCUAAUGUGAGAGCUUGGAGCAUAUUUCUCAGCAUUGCCCCUUGAAUUAAGUGGGGCACUUCACCCUGCCCUGUACUCACACUCAGAAUGAAUGUCUAUACUGUGCUAAAAUGCACAGAUUUCUACUUCGGAAAAUGCAAUUUGCACUAUUUUUCCACCCAUAGUUUUCCCAACUGCUGGGGUUUCCUGAAUUUUGUUUGCCCUCUAGAACAAAGCAGGGAGGUUUCCCCCUCGCCCGUCUUGUCCAAAAUAUCCAGUCGUGCCCAAGUGCCACAGCAACUUUGUAGUGCUACUGUCAGUAAAACCACGAUAGGAUUAGCUAAGCCUGUUUUGGGAGUGCCCGCUUUCUGUGAAGUCAGCCUUAGCAUGAGCAAAAGAUUUAUGGACCAUGGCUGUAAAGUUGUCCAGAUGUUCUCAUUUAGCUGUUUUGCGACAUUUUAUUUUUACCAGAAUGGCAGGUAGCAAGAAAAACCAACAAAUACAGCGUAUAGCAGUGCCGAUUAAAUACGACACCUUUAAGACAUGUGGACUUCAACUCCACAACGCUGGCUGGGGAGAUCCGGGAGUUGAUGUCCACGUGUCUUAAAGUUGUCCGGUUUCCCCUACACUGCUGUACAUCAACAUCUGCAUUGGGAAGACUGGGAAAAAGGAAAAGUGAGCUUUAUCCCUUUGGGGCAGUUGUUUUAUUUUUUGGAAUACAUAUAGAUUUUUAAACUCUGCUUGAUACUUUUCCCCGAGUUUCUGUACCAAGAAUGAAAUAAAAUACAAUGUGAUGUGUU
Molecule: messenger RNA, 4809 nt
Organism: Crotalus tigris (Tiger rattlesnake)
Lineage: Eukaryota; Metazoa; Chordata; Lepidosauria; Squamata; Viperidae
Product: lysosomal alpha-glucosidase-like
Exons: 20
Coding region: 104-2884 (926 amino acids)
Biological process (GO): carbohydrate metabolic process
Molecular function (GO): alpha-1,4-glucosidase activity; carbohydrate binding
Source: RefSeq, a predicted model, not a curated record